Messenger RNA from Lindgomyces ingoldianus, 1560 nucleotides. RefSeq lists its product as uncharacterized. The record is from RefSeq and is a predicted model, not a curated record. NCBI's taxonomy places the organism in Eukaryota, Fungi, Ascomycota, Dothideomycetes, Pleosporales, Lindgomycetaceae. The coding region runs from base 1 to 1560 and encodes 519 amino acids. The transcript has 19 exons.
AUGAAACACGCUUGCGAAGUGGAAUGCAUUCCCGCCUGGACUCAACUGUGUCUACGAGCGGAUGAUGCAGCAGAUCCUAGUGUUGCCGAGGAUCUUGAGUCAGUACAGAAGGUGAUAGGUCUGAGACACUAUCUACUUUGUACCUCAAUCAGCAAAGAUUUUCUAUUUGCAAAGGCCGCUAGCGAAAUCUUUCCUUCCAGAAUAGAGGCCGCCCACUACGCAGCCUUCUCAAGGUCGCUCGAAUUCAUAUCGGCACUUCGGCGAGAUAUGUACAGUCUCCGUGAGUUAGGGGAUCCUGCCGAGCUAGUGGAACUGUCAGACCCAGAUCCCUUAGCGGUGUCACGUUACUCUCGUAGCUCCGCUGCGACUUUCUCAGUUGAGCUGCGAGACGGGGGCGGCGUUCACGAAUUCAGCCUGUCGAAGGGGGUAGUCUCAAUAGCAAAACUCAAGAUAUUAGUUAACGGACGAGUAGAUGCAGCUGUGUUUAAUGAACCAGCAUACGCAUCUGCACUUCUGUUCAGUCCUGCAUACAACGUUAUCAGGGCCAGAUAUAGGAGAUGGAUGGAGUGGUGCCUCCAGACGCUCAAGCGGUCUAUAUCAGACGGCACGGACUUUGGGGCUAAAUACAGCUCGCUUCAUAAGCCAAUAGGCAAACAGCGUCAUGUCAGCGACUCUGGUGUGCAAUUCACAGAUUUGCAAUGGCUAAUGGGUGAAAUUUUACAUACCCCCAUCGAAGCACCCCUCCUGGAACACCUCUUAGGAUACCUUGUAAGCCGCCUCACAAAAGAGCUGUCGCACGUGAAACUGGUUCACGUGACCCAGCGCAGGGUGAAAGUAGGUCCUUCACCUCUCACCCUUUUCCUGGACCUUACACCUCACCUCAAUCUGCCUAGCUCUAACCCUGCGAUAAGAACAACAGGAAUACCUUUUAGUCACACGAUAGUCGAAUGCGUGUCGUAUGCAUCUCACCAUAGUCGUAUGCAUCUCACCAUAGUCUAUGUUGCCAAGACUUACCCACUUAUUUCGCAUAUAUAUAGACUCCUACAAAGCACUCCUCUAGCAAUCAAUGCAAUCCAUUAUGAGCCCGGCAAUCGCUUGCUAGUCAAUCGAGCUGUUUUCAAACCUAUACUAGGGAGAGCUCCUUUAACACCCUGCGUACAAUUUCUCUACUUCGCUAGUCGCAUCAAUCGCGACCUCUACAAUCUCCUAAGUACGCUACCAAAGCUCUCAGUCGAGCAUCUCAAGGACAAGCUCGACAAGCUCGUCCACCUCAAGGACAAACUCGUCCACCUCAAGGACAAGCUCGUCCACCGCAAGGACAAACUAGUCUAUCGCAAGGACAAACUCGUCCACUGCAAGGACAAACUCGUCAACCUCAAGGACAUACUCAGUGUCAUUUUAAAACAAAACAAGCCUUCUGUCUCUAUCAAAGCUAGAGAAUCUAAUGGCACCUACCACGAAGUAAUAAUCAGCCGUAGAGCUGCUGGUAGCGCUCAAAAUUAUUCAGGCUCGCCACCCAGGUCGGUGCCUUUGAUCGGAACGACUGCCAAUUCUAGCUAG